GGACCCCUAGAUUUGCCGGAGCUGGAGAGAGGGCAGGAUGCAGAGCUCCCACUGCCUCCCAGUUGUGCUCCUCCUCUGCCUAACAGCUGCCCAGCGGAGCUGUUGCCUAAAUGAGGAAGAAAAGCAAAUGAUGGUAGAACUGCACAACCUGUAUCGCUCCCAGGUGUCCCCACCUGCCGCCAACAUGCUGAACAUGAAAUGGGAUGAGGAUCUGGCUGCCUUUGCCAAAACCUAUGCCAGCAAGUGUGUGUGGGGGCACAACAAGGAUCGGGGCCGACGGGGAGAGAACCUCUUUGCCAUCACUGAAGGGGAGAUGGACCUACAGUUGGCAGUAGAGCAGUGGUACAACGAGCACGAGCACUACAACCUCAGCAACGCCACUUGUGCGGAAGGACAGAUGUGUGGCCACUACACCCAGGUGGUCUGGGCAAAAUCGGAGAGGAUUGGCUGUGGUUCUCACUUCUGUGAGAAGCUUGAGGGAGUGAUGGAGACUAAUGUUCACGUACUAGUCUGCAACUAUGAACCCCCGGGGAAUGUGAAGGGCCAGAAACCCUAUAAAGAGGGACCACAGUGUUCCCAAUGCCUGGAGGGCUACAAGUGUAAGAACCAGCUCUGUGAACCAACCAUAGGCCCAGAAGAGGCUGAGGUCUCACCUUCCUUAGCAACUGCAGCCCCCACCUCUAUGGCAACUGAGACCUCACCCAACUUGGCGACUGAGGCCCCUCUCUCCCUGGCAACCAAAACCUCAACCUCCCUGAAUGAGGGGACCUCCCCCUCCCCUAGGCUAAGUAUUGAAACCAGCCUGAAAUCAUUAGAGACAGAGGCCAGCAAGACAGAGCCAGACAGAGUUGAGCCCACCCAGGAUGGACCUCAAGAAUUGCUCUCCUCCUCCUCCUCCUCCUUUGAGACUCAGGCUACCACUUCCUUGGCUAAUAAUAAGCUGGAAGAGGUCCCAGGCACCUCCAACAGUGCUCCCCCUGACCUCCCCCAAGCUGGUGAGGCUAAUGCCAUGCGUGGGCGCACCCUGGCUCUGAAUUCCUCUUUAGAAGACACAGAAAACGUGAUAAUUUUGGGGAGGUCCUCCGGCCGUUUGGAAUUUUCUCUCUUUGGGCUACUCAGUUGUCUCCUCCUGAGCUACUUCUUCUGAAGGUGCCACCUUUGCACGCCUCGUGCCCACAUGUAUAUGCCGUGCAGCCAAAAGGCCUCGUCUUCUUGGAUGGAUGGAUGGAUGCAUGCACGCCCUGCUAUGGGCCUGGACACACCCUGGAUCUACCACCAAGGAAUUAGGGUUCUAGUUGAAGAGGCCCACCUACAUGCUCACACUGCCCCUCUCUCAUGUACGUCCCUUCCUCGCACACAUACCCCUGCAGGAGCCUGAUGCUGGGGGAUGUGGAUCAUGAGAUCAGUACAGGCUCCAAAAACCAGUGAGUCCUCUUAAUGGAAAUGACCUCAAGACAUCAUCCCUUCUCCCUUGGACAUACCCAAGUCUUAGGGCACGUCCAAGAGAUGUCCCAUGUCACAGAGAUCUCCACUGUUGCCAGCAUGUCUGUGGCUCUUCCAGCCCUUCCAGCCCCAUAGAGAGGGGAACAAACUGAGCACAGGUUUGCUCAGGUCCUUUGCCUUCUUCCCUCUAUGCUCUUUUCACCCUCCUCAAAGAGGGUGCCCUUUGCUUCCCCAAAAUGAAAAUGGUAUCCAACUGGUGGACCGUCUCCCUCAUACCCACUGAGGCGUCUGUGCAGAAACCAGAGGAAUGGAGAGCUCCAGGGCAGAGAGCUGGGGGAGUGUGUGGUGGGUAUUUGGAUCCAUUAAGAUUUGGAGUCCUGGCUAAACAUAUAAAUGUUAAUCCUGGUGACAGCCCCUAGGCCUGAUUCUGCCCAGAUAUAUAUCCAUGGGUGGUGGUGCAGUGAGAUUUCUCACUUCUUUUUUGAGGUAGGGAUUAUGCUAAGAUGAAGGACAAGCUUCUCCUUGAGCCACAGACAGGAGAAAGCAAUCUCAAAGUCCUGAAUAAAGUUUGGUCUGAACUAACUUUCUUUCUUUUCUUUUUUUUAACUUUAUUUUUUAAUUAUUUUUCCUCAAUUACAUUUAGAAACAAUUUUGGACAUUUGUUUUCUGACCUUUUGAGAUUCAGAUUCUCUCCCUUCCCACCUCUCCCUCAGUAGAUGGUUUAUUAUGGGUUAUACCAGUUCUUUCAUGCAAUACAUAUUUCCAUCUUCCCUAUCCUGUGGCAAAAGACAUAUGUCACAUGUACAAUAAAAAAAUCAUGAAGGAAAUAAAGUGAAAUAUGGUACAGUUUGUUCUGCAA
Monodelphis domestica (gray short-tailed opossum) is the source of this 2302-nucleotide messenger RNA. It is a transcript of the gene PI16, whose product is annotated as peptidase inhibitor 16. The record is from RefSeq and is a predicted model, not a curated record. Gene Ontology annotation, cellular component: extracellular region. NCBI's taxonomy places the organism in Eukaryota, Metazoa, Chordata, Mammalia, Didelphimorphia, Didelphidae.